Syzygium oleosum is the source of this 1082-nucleotide messenger RNA. Its product is annotated as adenine phosphoribosyltransferase 4-like. Gene Ontology annotation, biological process: adenine salvage. Gene Ontology annotation, molecular function: adenine phosphoribosyltransferase activity. Lineage: Eukaryota; Viridiplantae; Streptophyta; Magnoliopsida; Myrtales; Myrtaceae. Bases 130 to 678 code for a protein of 182 amino acids. The record is from RefSeq and is a predicted model, not a curated record. Gene Ontology annotation, cellular component: cytoplasm; cytosol. The transcript has 6 exons.
GAUCCUCCUCAUUUUUCAAAUCUCACCUCCUUCUCUCUCUCUUUCUCUCUCUCUCUCGGUUUCACGGCUCUUUCCAAGCUUCCAUCUUUCUUUCACCAUUCGCGAAGCAUUUCACAGGGAGAGCGACAAAUGUCUGCGGACAAAGACGAGGACCCUCGCGUGUCCGGCAUCAAGUCCAAAAUCCGCGUCGUCCCUGAUUUCCCCAAGCCAGGAAUAAUGUUCCAAGACAUCACUACUCUGUUACUGGAUUCCAAGGCAUUCAAGGACGCCGUCGACUUGUUCGUUGAGCGUUACAAGGACAGGAACAUUUCUGUUGUCGCAGGAAUAGAAGCUCGAGGUUUCAUAUUCGGUUCCCCUAUUGCCUUAGCGAUAGGAGCGAAAUUCGUUCCCUUGAGAAAGCCUGGGAAGCUGCCAGGUGAGGUCAUCUCAGAAGAUUACGUUCUGGAGUAUGGAAAAGAUUGCUUGCAAAUGCACGUCGGGGCAGUGCAACCUGAGGAACGAGCUUUGGUGGUCGAUGAUUUAAUUGCCACCGGUGGUACCCUCUGUGCAGCCAUGACUUUACUUGAACGCGUUGGAGCCAAAGUUGUCGAAUGCGCUUGCGUGAUUGAAUUGCCAGACUUAAAGGGUAGGGAGAGGUUGAAGGGAAAGCCUUUAUAUGUGCUUGUGGAGUCCCAUUGAUUCUAGCAGCGCGUGUGUUGCGCCCUCCUCGUUGAAACCUUCUUAGACGUACAUUAGAGCAAUAUUGGUUAUUGAUCACUUCUCAUCGGGACUCCCGAUCUCGUCUUUGCUCUCUUCCCACCAUUGCUGAAUUUUGAUCGACCUUGGUGAUUCAUUCGGACCAGUAUCGGUAACUUUACCUGGCAAGAUCCACGAAUGUCGUAUCGAAGAGCUUGUUUGGUUCGUGGGUACUUUUAGCUACUGUUUGUCAGGGCAAAAAAAUGUAUCGACCUAAAUCCGUCAUCCCAGGUACUAUCGAUUCGGAUCUUCUUAUUUGUGGACCGCAGCAUUGCUGAAUCUCAUCUCCAACCUUUGUUGACUCGUAAAAUUAUGUGGUAUCAAUUUAUGUCUCUGAAAUACUGCAA